ACAGGUGGGAAACUGUAUGAGCACCUUCUUAAGUUCCCCUAACAGUAACGCGUUGUGGGAAUUAGUGUUUCGAUAUGUGUUUUGCAUGGUACAAAAACAUUCAUACUGGAUUGCAAGUAAGACAAUAAUCAUCGCGUAAUCCUAUACACAACAUUUGCUAACCAUAAGUUUGACUUCAUGUCGAGGAAACCCUAAGAUCUAGCACCUUGAGUUUCCAACAUCUCAUCACUUAUGUGUUCGAAGUCUUGGUGCGAAGAGCGAAGAAGCUAGAUGAACCUUGCCAGUGAUAGAUACUCAUCAAGUAGGCCCCUACACUGGAACAAAUGAUACUGAAACAAGAAGAGAAGGAAGGAAGCUGUUAUUACAAACUACAAGCAUAUACAGCUAUUUCCUGGUUCAUCUCUCAAGGAAUUCCUCAAUGCUAGAUGGAGGCGAAUGCCUGCAGCUAACCUUUUUUCGAAGCUGAGGGUAGAAAUCUGCAAUCCAGUUUACCUAUCGAGAAUGUGCUAACUUUCUUAUUGCUGCAGUGAGAACCAAAUAAAAAGAUUGGCGCACCGUACUCAAUCAUGGAGCUGCUCAUGUAUGUCAUGCAAAUUGGAAAAGGAGAUGAAAAUAUGGGCCCGUCGUAAUAUCACUCGAGACGUGUGUGGAAGUGUUCACGCAGUAGCUAUCGCUUUAGUGUAUUGAUGGAAUGCGAUGCUGUUUGGAUUUCUGCUCUGAUGUACAUGGCUCGGUGCUAACCUAAUGGAUUCAUUCACCAGUGAAGCGUCGACAAGUCUGUUAGCUAUCUGUUGCAUCGGAAUCUAUUGAAAUAGCUAAAUCGUUGCAGGGAAUGAAGUAAUGGGCCUCAUCAAUAUUUUGCCUGGAAUACAGUUGUGUAUUUUUUGUCACAAAUGAGGAUGUAUAUUAGGAAUUCUCGCCAGGUUAUUGGAUAUUUUUCUGUGGUCUCUAUGGCGUAUUUUGCGGCAUUACCUGUUUUUAUAGUAAGCAAACCUAAGAAUCCUUAGAUCAUGGUGAGCUUAGAACCCGGAUGAGUUGUAGUUGGACAACUGGAUUUUGUUAUAGUAGUUGGGCAGUUUAAGAGAUACAAGUUAUUUCACUAGAAGUGUUUGGUCUAUAAGGAUACGGAGACUACAAGUCAAAUUGGAAUAUUUAUUUUUUCGAUUUUUGGUGUUUCUCUGCGGAUAGUCACCAUGGCGAUGGGAAGCGGGAAAGCGAUCCGCAAUAUGGCACAUGACCUAUUGAAUAAGCAUGAGUGUGAAAUCUUAAAGGCAGCCCUCAAGCAUUUCCGAGCAACAAAGUCUGUGCCGUUUUUAUGUACUUCCUUGAUGCAGGUAAUAAACACACCUCAGAAAAUGGUGCUCUUGGAAGAAAUCUCCAACAUGCUCCCGGAAAGUCUACGGGGGGAUUUCACAAAUAUUUGCUCCAUGAAUUUUAAGGAUUAUACAAAGGAAGAUGGUGAGGACAAGAAAGUGAUUGCGCAAGAUGCCACGGGGCAGUACAUGGUGGUUGAGUCAGAUCACAGGAAGGAUCUGAUAAAACCUGGCGACAACCCUGACAAUAACUUUGGUAAGUCCAAUGUUACAGGAGUUGAUCUCAGACUUCAGGCCCCGCCUAAACCUAAAAAGGGUUCAGAGAGCGGUAGCACUGACACCUUGCAGGACGAGAACCAGAAUCAGAACCACAAUGCUGAGAAAGAUAUUGACAAACAAAAGCAACGUUUGACUUUGCCACUGAAAGGAGAGGAUGGUACACAUACGCCAAGUUCCGUGGGGACCUGUAGAACGGAAGAUUUGAACGAUUAUGUAGAUAAACACUUAGGUGUGAUUUACGAGCGUGAGUUUGAGACGAGUCCAUUGCCGGGUGAGGUCACGUCCUCAACAGAUAUCGGUGAGAUGUACGGGCUACAGAAGAAAGACUCGUCGCUUCCGAGGAAGAAGAAGGUUACUAGGAAAGAGGGCGAGGGGGCAGGAGAAAAGGGUGCUAAGGCUAAGGGUAGGAAGAUGUCACGGCAGGAUAGUGGUGAUUCGUCGACAACUGGGGCAAGUAAACCACUAUCUCGGCCACAGUCUCGUGGUUCGCAAAGUCAUGUUAGUGCAGGAGGACAUUCUACGAAGGCUUUGAAAAAGAAGGCCAGUAAGAUGUCUUUGGAUAGUCGAGAAUCUUUAGACAGUCGAGACCAAUACCUCAUGGAAGUACAGUCCAAGAAUGAUGACAAUGUUGUAGGUACGAUAGAAAUGAAUUCUUUCUCUCCAAUGCGAGUACGGAAGGUCAUAGAUCAGCUACCUCACGAGGCAUCAGAUAAGUCAAUCCAAGUUCUUUUGGACCCGAGAGAUGACCCCAGAAAUCUCCGCUGCGAAAGCACACAGACGAGUCCGAGUAUAUCCAGGGAAAACAGCAUGCACCAGUUGCCUGUAGGCAAAGGUCGAAGAAAGGCACGGUCGGCCCAAACCCACAAGGGUGAGAAGGGUGAACGGGCAGCAUCCGCACCACCAGGCGAGAAACUGGAAAACGGUGCGAAAGUACCAAAAAAAGUAAAAGACAAAAGUAACCCUAAUCAUUCUAAAUCAGGCUCACGUCCCCCUAGUUCUACGAUGACCAGGUCAUCUAGUUUGGCCCAUUCGUUAGGUGGGCGUAAUGUGGAGAUUCGUAAAGUAAAACUUGCACGGCAGGAGACUUCGGACCUUGGAUUUAGCAUCCGUGGUGGACGUGACGUUCGGAGUGGAGUAUAUAUUUCUGAAAUAGAUAGCAAUAGCCAAGCUGAAAAACAGGGUCUUCAAGUAGGCGAUAGAAUCCUUAAAGUAAACGAUGUUAGUUUUCGGGCCAUCACUCACGACGAGGCAGCAUACACCAUCAAAACGGCCGGCCGGAUUGUCAUGUUUGUGACAUCGUCAUUAAUACACAAAAUGCCAACAGAAGGAUGGUGCGAAAACUUUAAUGCACGGUCAGCUCCACCGAGCAUGAAGGGUGCACGUGCCGUAGAGAACCUCAAGUCCAUGACAGUGAAAGCCGACCCAGACGGCUGGUUGGGAUGCAGCAUCAGGGGUGGUACAGACUACGGGAUGAACCCAAUGGUUUCAAAUGUGGAUCCUGGAUCUCCGGCAGAGAAAGUAGGACUCAAAAAUGGAGAUUUAGUUGUUAGGAUGAACGGCGUAGAUGUGACCUCCUUAACCCACAUGCAGAUUGUCACAUUAGCAACAUCAAGCCGGGAAUUACGUCUUCUCAUCAAACCCAUCGAACAGCCGCAGCAACAAGAUGAGGCACGUGAACCGCUCGAAGAUCUCUCUGCCCAUGAGAGCACCCCAACCCCAACCUUUCAAAACCAAGGAACAUCACCUUCCCCCGUAGCCAGAGAAGCCCCAGUCCCAGACCAGCUACCUAUGCCAGAGAAGACUGACACGGGUAAAUCUCCAAGAGGGAAACGCAAACAGAAGAAAUCUGACAAAAAAUAUGCCUCCACCGACGCCAUCAAUCACCACCAUCACGAACACCCAGACCUUGCCAUAGCCAAAAAUGAUGAAAAUGAACCACCGGCAAUCCGAUUGGUCAACGCCACGCCGUUGAUUGAUGGGAAGUCGGAGGCCAAACCCACAGAAGAAGGGGGAAGUGCUAAAAAUAAAGAUCACGAAGAAGAACGUAAAAAGGAGAAACGAAAGUCGAGAUCGAGACAAAACCUUGCUCUCGACGAGAAAGGUGACAAAGGAAGCACGCAAGGGGACAAGGUUAAAAAACGUGACCGUCUCAAGGUUGAUGGUGACGGUGAUGAAAAGACCCGAAGUUUGGAUAGGAGGAAACUACGGAAGGAACGGGAGGAGAAGAAAGCAAAACGGGAUGGGACGAAGUCUCUUGAUCGGAAAGAGAUGGAGCAGAUCUCAAAGGACAUGAAAGAUGAACAGAUAGAGGAGAAGAAGAAGAAACGAAAAGAGCAUGCAGAUGACAGAAAGCAUGAGAGUAGGGAAGAGAAAAGGAGGGAGCGUAAGGAAGAAAAGGAGAAAAUAGCAGAAGAAAUCAAACUAAAGGAGGCAGCAGUAAUAGCUAAAGAAGCCAAGGCGAAGCAUGAGGCUAAGAAUGCAGAGAAGCAUUCAAACGAUGAGACGGAACAUCGGCGAAAGAAAUCCGCAGAAUGGUCCCGUACUGAGAGUUUUGAGGAAGCACUGCCGCAGGACGAAGGGCCGUCUGAUCGCUCUACACCGAUUAUGAAGCAAGUCGAACAUCCUGAAGAAACAGAGGAACAAUCACCUGUUGCUCGGAGAGUGUCCCCACAAGAACAGAAGAAGUCUUCACCAUCUCGGGAACAGAAUGAUGCAAUACAGGCCCAGAAUCAAGACUCUAUUCAUAAAGUCGAGAGAAAGACUCACUUUGAUAAGAAGUCUUCAGUUGAGAAUGAGCCGGUCCUUUCGCCUGAGAAAGAAGAUCAUAAAAAAGGGAGAAAAGAGCAGAAGCAUGUUGAGAAACAUGCUGAAACGUCACAUGAGAAAGUCACAAGAAACGAAAGUCGUGAAGAAAAAUUUGAAGAUUUGCCCCACAGAGAGAAAGAAGUGCAUCAAAAUGGCCAGCAUGUGGUUCAAAAUGGCGAAAGCUCCCAUAAAAAUCAUCAUAAUCAAAAGCAUCAUGAGAAGAAGAAAGCUAAACAUGACAAACAUUCUGAGAAGGUCCAUCACGAAAAAUCUCAAGAAAAAGCCCACUUAGAAGAUGAGAAACCAGCAGAAAGAAUUAAGAAAGAUCUCUCACCAGUCAAACCAAGGCAGCCCAUUGAGGUUAAAGAGGAGGAAAUCCAGAUGUCUGUAGCGAGUGAAGUGGCCAAUGGAAACUCUGGGGGUCCUCAUCACCGCGGUAAGAAGGAGCGACAAGCAUCCAAAGAGGAGAGAGAGUCUCGUCGUAAAAAGACACCGACCUCUGAAGUUGAUAGCGGGUUGCCGCCAUCAAUGGAAGAUCUAGCAGACGACAGGGACCCACAUAAAUUAAUACGCCGCAUGACGCAGGAGGAUUCUUGGAGUGAUAACAACGCUUCGUUCGAUCGCGAAGAUUUUGAUCCCGGCUCAUUGAAUCGCAAACGUCGCACAUCGGUCAGUUCACAAACGACUCAGAGCACACAAACAGACAUUAGUGGUGAGAUCAAGGUCACAAAGGUCAUGUCGGGGACGAUCCGAAUGAAUCUUGACCAACAGGGAGAUGAUCCUGCGAGAAUGGUGCUUUCGCCAAAAGAUCAUGUUAAAAAUAUAUUUCCAAUGCAUUCUUCGAGUGAUCACUUACAUCAUGACGAGGGUGCGCAAACGUAUAUGUAUGGGUCGAUAGAGGGUAUCAAUGAUGCGAAUCCGGAUAGCGCAUCGUUAGAGGAUGCGCCUCAUCGUAGUACCCGCCAUGCUCCGUAUAAAAAGUUAAGUCGCGCUGGUUCUGACGCGUCUCUUAUGAAGAAAAAACAACAUGGUAUUAGUCUAAAGCACAAAGCUCCGUCUGUUAGUAACCUCAUGUUGGAGUCCUCGCCUGGAGUUCGUCAACGGCCUUCUAGGUAUGAUAAUUAUAACAUGGAAUAUCCACCUCAGAUACGAGAUUUGCGGCUGUUGGACUAUUAUGAGCCACGUGUGCGGUCAUUACCGAGGGGAAUGCCCGGUAUUGACCGCCAUGACGGAAUGCACACCCUCCCUAGAAACUAUUCGUUCACUCGUGGACUGCCUGACGAUUAUGAAGAAAGGUACUACAUGAAACGUGACCCACAUUCUGAGUAUAGUGUGAGUUCUACGAAGGAACAUGGUAAUGUCAGAACAAAACUUCCAAGGGACAUACAUUCUGAGUACAGCAUACGAACUGCUCGUGAAGAAUAUGAGCCUGACCGAGACCAGGCGUGGUACGAUGACAGCUUAGAAUCAAACUGGCGUAUUCCAUUAGACAAGGAGAAGAAUGUGUCACAUGCUGCGGACCUUCGCGGGUAUGAGUCUGAUCACAUGAUACGGCAUGGUCGAGAACGAGAUGACUCUGGAUCAAGGUCCGUUGCAGGUGAUCGGGUUGAAGGUCGGCGUUACUGUGAUAGAGACUUUGAGCCAGUGCGUGGCAGGUAUUACUCUGAAAAGGAGUACCGCAGGUGGUUCCCGGAACAGGAAUACUCACGACGGCCGUAUCUUGAACGUGAUAAUUCACACGAAAGACGCUACUUGGAUAAGUAUUACGAUAGAGAUUUACCUAUGAAGGAGUUUAUUGAUAAGCCUAGAGAGUACAAGGAAAAAAGGCAGGAGAGAGAAGCCGACAGGAGUCGUGAGCAAGAAGGAGAUAAAACCCUUGAUCGUGACAUUGAAAAGGAUCGGGAAAAAGAUUUUGAAAAAAGAGAACGGGAGUUUUUCGAAUACAAUCGUGAACAAGAAUUAAAAAAGAAAGGAGAACAAAAGUUAAUUGAGAAGGGGCGAGAUAGAGAUAAUCUGGGUAAAAGGCAUGAGCGGGAAUACAAAGAUCAUAAGCAGGAGAGAAGGUUCCAUGAGACAAGGGGAGAGGACGACCAUUUAGACAAAACACGCGAACAAGACUACCAUGAAUAUAGUCGAGAAAAGGGUUAUACCGAGCAGAGUUAUGAUCCGUAUGGAGAGAAAAAUCGUGAUCGGAAUCCAUAUUCAGAUCGAGAUCGGCCGCAUAGCUACGGACCUCCUGGUUACCGAUGGAAUCCUGAACAUAAUGCGCCUUAUGAUAAACGCGCUGAGUAUGGGAGGAGGGAUAGCUUGCCGAGAGAGAGUCAGUAUGAUAGACCUUACAUGGGCCAGGCAAGGCGCAGGGAGCGGUCAUUUGAUUUAGGUUUAGAGCGCGAGAGAUCCUUUGGUGCAAUGUCAUUUGGUGGUUAUGAACACGAGGACAGGCGUGAGAGGGAGUAUUCAGGUUCUCAAGCUUACCGGCCUGGAUAUGGUGAGCGGCCACUGGCAAAUAGACCUGAGCCUGGUUACCCUCCACCUGAAAAAGUCAUACCAGGUCGUCAAGGUAUUUACCUACCAGACCCAGAGCAAGCGCGCCCUCCAGGUCCUAGUGCAGCGCGACCGUAUCUCGAUCCGACGUUUUUGCGGCAGCCACAGCGUUUGGCCCCUCCUUUUAACACUGAACAAACUUCAUUAUCCCGGGAGUCUUUAGAUCAUGACACAGAUAAUGAGCAUGUAGAUCCGCGGGUUAAUAUGUCUUCCCCUUUUGGUGUGGAACAUUCGCAGUCACAGCCAACGAAAGAGAAGCCAACACUGUACCAGCAGACUGUUGGAUCCUUGGAAGGGCAGGGGAUACGAAUACAGUGGAAGAAACCACCCCGGGAACUCGAGCAGUUUGCUCUCAAGGGCGGUCCACUCCCUUGGCACUCGCAGCAACAAUACAGUCAAGACUCCGAUACCAGCAGUGAAAAGUUAAGAAACUUGAGUUACGGCUAUAGUAGUUUUUCUGAACCAAAAUCCGCUGUGAAAAGGUUUGAUUCGUCUUCACCCAUUUCAACGGAGAGGGAGGAAUUCCAAAACUCAUCUGACUUGUCUUUCACUCAGAAUCCUUUAGAUUUCCAUUCAGGCCCAAGUGGUGUGAAUCGUUUAAGCGGUUUUCAUGUUUCUCGGGCAGAACAAAACGUACUUAAUGAUGAGAAACCAGGUAACAAUCUUGGGCGCAAUGACACGUUUUUAAGCAACACAGACAAUGAUUUUGUGGUGAAGAAUAACAAAGAUAUCCGUUAUCCAAUGGAUGAAUUUGACACACUGGGUGAUGAGACGGACCAAAUGACAAUAAGUAGCCUUCCUCCUGAUGACCACUGUGAAGAUGGUUCAGAACAAGAAACAGGCCUGCCUCCUGGCGGUGAUGGGAAGAAACCUGUGGAACUCGAAGAGCACAUUGUUGUUGAGAAUUCAGUAGGUUUGUCUUGUGAACCUUCCAUGAAUUUGGAUGCACCUUUGGAAGAUCUGAGACCAGCGAAAACAUCGCCCAGUUCACGUCCGCCCCACAUGAGACAGACCAGUGAAGAGGAGGAGUGGAAUAUGUAGACCAUUUUACCCAUGUCCAUCUUUCUAGAAAGAAGUUGUCCUGGCUUGCUUUAUUGGUAUACGCGAUGGGUAGUAUAACCAUCGCGUAUCCUUGUCAUUGGUAUCCUCCAAUGCAAGAUGAUUUCAUUUCUACUGGACGUCAGGGCUAUCUAGGUCACUUCAUUAUUGAGAGGGAAUGAGUAAGAUUGUUUACGUAUUGGCCCACCACUGUAACCAUAUAUCACUAGCUAAACAGGAAGUUCAUGCGGUCUUUUUUGACACUUUUGAAAGAUCUCAGGUCGGGGGAGUUGGUUCCUCUGAUGUGGCCAAACAUUUGUGCAAUAUGUGUUUUAGAUGAUGUGUCGUAGUUAGAAUGGAUUGUAGUUGACCUGUAGUGGACUGGAGGGAUACAUAACAUGUUCUGCAAGUAGAUACGUGAUUGCAGAUGUUAACAAUCGAUUUCAUAUACCGACGUUGAUUUUGCAUUGACAAAAUUAUCGUCCUACGGUUGGUUGUUUUGCCUUCAGUCCUGUGGGUUGGAGUUUGCUUUUAAAAUGGAAAAUUAGUCGGCUUUUCGUGAUGGCUUUAAACGGGCUUUAUGCUUCUUUGACGUGUAAAUACUUGAUUGGCUGCGAUUAUAUAGAGUUCCAUUCUCACAUGUAACGUGUCACUGUUCACCUUUCAUGCGUGACAUGAAGAACGAACAAGUCAUUUCCAAAGAGCGGGCUACAUACGAUUCACGAUGUCACUUUUCACACUCACGUCGUGUUUUCAAACCUGAGUCAGUUGACUCGUGACAAGUGAAACAUGACAAGUGACCACAUGAGCCCUAUAUAAUCGCGGCCUGGUAGAUACUUCACUCACUGAGAGUGUCGAAUAGGCGAAUGGUAAAGCUGGGUGUAAGGUCAGAAUAUCAUUUUGUGGAAAUACUACAAAAAUCCAAUACGCAUCCACGACGGUUGUAAAAAUAAUCAUUUAGUCACGAAAAUUUUUAAGUCUUUUUAACAAGAUGAGUUUGUAAAUAUACUGGAACAAUUUGUACAAUAUAUAUAUCUAUCCGAUGAACUUUGUAAAGUGUUGUCAUAUAAGUAUUUGUACAUGAAUUGCUGUCAUCAUUUCAACUCAUCUGUCAUUAUAAAGCCUCUCUCCUCUGUGCAAUAUAUGAAAUAUGCAUACAUGCCACCAUUGAUAAGUUUAUACUCUCAAAAGCUAUUCUUGACAUGAUCUGAAGUCCUGUUUCGCCACCACAUGAAUUGAUUGGUGGUGUUACAGUGGUUCCAUCUCGUCUCACCAGACACAGGCACCUUGUUGAUGGAGUUCGCGAGUACAUAGCAACUCUGCGCAUGCAAUGUGCGUAUACUUACAGAACAACUUUCAUUUUUUGGCAUGUGUGAGCAUAUUUGAAUUGUUUUGAAAAUUAAAAAUAUAGGCACAAUACCUAUUUUUUCUGUAACCUAUAUGUACGGUACCUGAGUACAAGACCAUGCUGAGUAUCAAAAUCAUGACGUCUUCUAUAUGGCUGGGGUCAAAAUGCUAAAAAAUGCAUAACACUUUUUGAGUUUUUCAAUGGUCAGAUAUUCUGCCAAUUAAAAACAUAGCUAUAUAAAUUGUGUCAUUUUGUUAUAAUACAUAAGUUACGUGUUGUGACUGCCUAAACCUAAAUUAUUCCUGGUCCACUUUGUGUAUAUUCAAAUCUAGUCAAACAAGUAUAUUUCAACAAAUAAAGUGUUCACAUAAUGACGAUA
Messenger RNA from Lineus longissimus, 9706 nucleotides. Its product is annotated as trichohyalin-like. Gene Ontology annotation, molecular function: protein binding. The record is from RefSeq and is a predicted model, not a curated record. The transcript has 11 exons. Gene Ontology annotation, cellular component: cilium; plasma membrane; stereocilium tip. NCBI's taxonomy places the organism in Eukaryota, Metazoa, Nemertea, Pilidiophora, Heteronemertea, Lineidae. The coding region runs from base 1194 to 7982 and encodes 2262 amino acids.